Molecule: messenger RNA, 933 nt
Organism: Vicia villosa (hairy vetch)
Lineage: Eukaryota; Viridiplantae; Streptophyta; Magnoliopsida; Fabales; Fabaceae
Product: F-box/kelch-repeat protein At3g23880-like
Exons: 1
Coding region: 1-933 (310 amino acids)
Source: RefSeq, a predicted model, not a curated record
AUGGAUCCAAGCAUAACCAACCCACAGUUUUUCUUUGGUCGAGGAGACGGCAAAAUUGUAUCUCUCCCUGUAAAGUCAUUGUUGGAAAGCCCAUCAGAACCUACUGAAGCGGUUGAGUUCACCAUGGAACAUAAUUUUCGUGUUCUUGGUUCAUGCAAUGGGUUGGUGUGUCUGUUGGACGUCGAUGAAGGUUAUUUUAUACUGUGGAACCCUUCAACCAGAUUCAAAUCCAAUAAAUCUCCAUCCCUGAAUUUAUUAUUUGAAAAAUGGGGUAUAGCAUAUUAUGGUUUUGGCUAUGACCAUGUUAAUGACAAGUACAAGGUGCUACUAGAUGUACGUCCUCACGGUAAUAGUAAUAAUCACAAUGUGAGACUUUAUACUUUUGGAGAAAAUUCUUGGACAACUAUCCCGAAUUUUCCUUGUCCUCCCACUAGAUUCACAGAAAAAUUUGUGAGUGGCACUCUAAAUUGGGUAAUACUUAGAUGGGUGGGUGAUUAUAUACAAACUAGGAUUCUUUCCUUUGAUCUUGCGGAGGAGACUUAUACCGAAAUAUUACUGCCUCAAAAUCAUAAACAUGAUGGUUGCAGGGACGCCAAACCUAAGCUCGGCGUUUUGGAUAACUGUCUUUGUCUGUCUUUUGACACUGGAACUCAUUUGGUUCUGUGGUUAAUGAAGGAAUAUGGAGUUGCUGAAUCAUGGACUAGACGGACGAUGAUCCCUGCAGAGCAUUUACAGAAACCUGGAGAACAAGGGCUAUAUUAUGUCAUUGAACCGUUGUUCAUUUUUGAAAAUAGCAUUGUUCUGCUGAGAACAAUCAGUGCAUUUCUCUUGUAUGACUUAAUUAAUGGUACCAUGAAUAUUCCUUUUAUUUCCACCUCGAUUAAUAGGAAUCAAUUUCUUUACCUGGAGAGUCUCGUCUCGCCGCAAUUGUAA